UCAAGUGGUAUAAAAGGAGAGAGGAGGCAGAGUAGAGGUGCACAGCAACUUGCACAGGUUCAGAAGACGUCAGCAGAAGAAUAGAAAAUGAAGGUCUUUGCUUUUGCUCUCCUGCUCCUGGUGACCAUCACCUACGGUGAGGCACUGCAGUGUCACAACUGCGUCCGUGAGGCUCCUGACAGUGGAGACUGUGUGGACACUGUGGAGACCUGUCCACCAGAGAUGGACACCUGUGCCAAAAUUACCUACCCUGCCCCUUAUGAGAACACUUUCCACAAGUCCUGCUUCAAGAUGGUCGAGUGUCUGAAGCUGGGACUCACUCAGGGUCUGAAGGUCAACUGCUGCAACUGGGACGGCUGCAACAAAUAAGACUCCACCUGGACUAUGAAUUGCUUUAUGUGACCCAGUUAAAAGCACAAUAAAAACUUAAAGCAUG
Molecule: messenger RNA, 436 nt
Organism: Siniperca chuatsi (mandarin fish)
Lineage: Eukaryota; Metazoa; Chordata; Actinopteri; Centrarchiformes; Sinipercidae
Product: CD59 glycoprotein-like
Exons: 4
Coding region: 88-369 (93 amino acids)
Source: RefSeq, a predicted model, not a curated record